This is a messenger RNA of Physella acuta, 2012 nucleotides long. RefSeq names its product peroxisomal biogenesis factor 3. Lineage: Eukaryota; Metazoa; Mollusca; Gastropoda; Physidae. Gene Ontology annotation, molecular function: protein-macromolecule adaptor activity. Gene Ontology annotation, cellular component: peroxisomal membrane. Gene Ontology annotation, biological process: protein import into peroxisome membrane. The record is from RefSeq and is a predicted model, not a curated record.
UCUGAACUUAAUGAACUCAUUCGACAAAUGAUUUUGCUUGAGCUGGAAUCGUAGUAACAACAUUAGUUGUGUAGAUUCUAGAGAUCUAGUAGUAAAUUUAUUAGCAACCUAUACAACUGUAGUAUUUUUUAACAUGUUUACUAUAUAUUCUAGAUCUAAUUAUUUAAGUUAACCUACUCCAACAUUCCACUAUGCUUGCUCGGUUAUGGGGAUGUGUCAAAAGGCACAGGCGCAAAUUCAUUUUCUUAGGUUCUGUUGUUGGAGGCAACUGGUUGUUGUAUAAAUACAUUUGGAAUAAAAUUAAAGAAAUUAGAGAUGAAGAGGAUAAACAGUAUCUUAUAUUUGUCAGGAGACAGCACCAUUUUGACAGUAAUCAGAGAACUUGCAACAUGACAGUGUUAGGACUAGUACCAAAUCUACGAGACACAUUAAUAAAGUCCCUUGAUACGGACAAGAUCAAAGAGCUUUUGAAAACUAAUCCAUCCAACAAACUUGAACUUUGGGAAGAAAUGAAAAUUAUGAGUGUAACCCGCACAUUAGCAGCAGUGUAUGGUACAGCAAUGCUGUCGGUCAUGCUACGAGUGCAGCUGAACAUUGUUGCUGGCUAUUUGUAUCUGGAUACUGUGCAGCUUUCAACUGGGCUUAAAACUGAAACAGGUACCAGUAGUACAUUGCCAACCAAAGUUCAGGAGCGCUAUUUGUCGCUAGUGAAGCAGUUUAUUGAUCAGGGUUUUAUAGAUUUUAUUCAUUAUCUGAGAUUAGCAGUUGCUAAAGAAGUUGGAUGCCUGCCUUUAAAAGAAUUGUUGACCAUAGAUAACCUGACAUCUAUAUUUGACAACAUCAGAGAGAGAGUGGAGUGUGGGGUGGACAAGCCAACCCUGUCUUUGUAUCCAUAUCUGCUGAACAGUGAACAAGUACCAGAUAUUUCUGCCACAUCUGUUAUGAAACCAGAAGAUGAGUUGUUAGAGCGAUUAAUCAAUGAAACCAGAGAUGUUUUAGAAAGUUCAGAUUUUCACACUGUGUUGAAAGAGAGUAUAGACAGGGGAUACCAGUGUGUGUUGGAUGGCAUAGCUGAACACUUCAAACAGCAUAUGCAGGAGCUAGGGCAGAAUGCUGGUAUUCAUGAUGUUUCUAUUGCCGUGGCUAGACUUUUACCUGUAAUAAACAGUCAGGUCUUCAGAUUAUGUGGUGAUGCUCCUAACCACUUCAUACAGGAAUUGCUACUGAUGGAGGAACUUAAGCAGCUUGCAGCUAAUGUGUAUGAAGCAUUUAGUCAAAAUCCAAGUGAAAAAAUAGCUAUAUAAAAAUGUUUAAACAUCAAAUGAGCUCAACAGGUUCAAGAAGUAACAAUUAUUUCGCUCUGGUUAUAUACUGAUGUUACAGAAGUUUCAAUAUUGAUGUGGCAUUAAAUAACUUGUAAAAAAAAUAUUUCAUUAUACAAUUUAAACAUAGUUGUGAAAAAUAAAAUCCUUUUCAUGUCCUCUUUGCUUUUGUCAGACUAAUGAUUGUUUUAUUUGGUUAUUUUUUUAUACAUUUGAUUUUAUUGGCUUUUUACUUCAUCAACUAGGCUUGUACUUAAUACACUGUUUUGCAGCAAGUCACAAGUGUUGAUUUAAAUAAUAGUGAGUAAAAAAGGUUUAGCCAUUCCAUAACUAUCACUGCCAUGUGUAAAAGCGUUAUGGUAUUUUCAUUUAAUUGUAGAAAAAUAAACAUUUAGGUGUAUUGUGUUUUAAACCUACAUGUUACUUUUUUGUAAUGAUUUUAACUGAAAUAAACAAAUUUUUAAAUUGAUGGACUGAGUUACCACAUACAUGCAUACAUUAUUAAACAGUAGUAUGCAUAUAAUAUUAAUAAAUUUGUAAUGUGCCAAAUUUUAUAAUUACAUUUAUUUUUCUGCUUGGGUUAAUUGUAAUUUUAAUACAUUUGCUGUUCAUGAUUCCCCUCAGACCAACACCAUUAAUUAUAGUUGAUGUGUAUUGACCAAAUGGCUAACACUAAUCUUCCAUAAACAU